Messenger RNA from Sinocyclocheilus grahami, 802 nucleotides. RefSeq names its product synaptic vesicle glycoprotein 2C-like. The transcript is spliced from 3 exons. Gene Ontology annotation, cellular component: synaptic vesicle membrane. The record is from RefSeq and is a predicted model, not a curated record. The annotation marks the transcript as partial. NCBI's taxonomy places the organism in Eukaryota, Metazoa, Chordata, Actinopteri, Cypriniformes, Cyprinidae. Gene Ontology annotation, biological process: transmembrane transport. Gene Ontology annotation, molecular function: transmembrane transporter activity.
AUAUCGACGACUCGAAAUUCAUCGGUUCCUCUGUGAUCAACUCCACGUUUGCGCACAACAAGACUGGCUGUCAGAUGACGUUCGAUGACGAUUACAGCGCGUACUGGGUGUAUUUCAUCAACUUCCUUGGCACGCUAGCCGUGUUGCCAGGCAACAUAGUCUCCGCCCUCCUUAUGGAUAAAGUGGGCCGUCUGAGCAUGUUAGGCGGCUCGAUGGUGUUGUCCGGCAUCAGUUGUUUCUUUCUGUGGUUCGGCACCAGUGAGUCCAUGAUGAUAGCAAUGCUCUGCCUUUAUAACGGACUCAGUAUAUCGGCCUGGAACUCACUGGACGUGGUGACGGCCGAACUGUAUCCCACCAACAGGAGAGGAACUGGCUUUGGCUUUUGUAACUCCAUGUGUAAGCUGGCCGCAGUCUUGGGGAAUCUAAUAUUUGGGUCGUUGGUGGGAAUCUCGAAAUCCAUCCCGAUCCUGCUGGCGUCGUCUGUGCUGGUCGUCGGAGGCCUGGUGGGUCUGCGGCUCCCCGACACCCGCAACAACGUCCUCAUGUGACCCCACCACACCUGUGACCUCUGACCCUGAGUCGUCACGGAAACACGCAGGACACGCUCAGGGUGCAGGUGGAAGCGACUGUGACGUGUUUGCUUCAUUUAUUCAUUUAAAGUGUGUUAUUCAUUCAGUUAGAGAUGUUUAUUCUCUGUUGAACUUGCCCAGUUCAGAUCAAAAGAUUAGAUUUUGAUGCCUUUGUUACAGUAUAUCAAAUGUUAUGAUGUUAUGAAAUGUAAAAACGAAAAAAGGGUCGAAAU